AUGGCUUCACUAGCGACUCAAGAUCGCUCUCUAGUUGUGUGGGCUGUGAAAAUCACAGCUAUGUAUGUCAUCCACAUUCAAGGCAAUCCCUUCAGUUUUGAGAAUCAGUUAUCUAGCCUCGGCGCAGCAGCAGCCAUCACCAACGCGCCGAUGUGGUGGUUCUUAAAUAUCGUAUCUAGCUCCGUCUUUCUACUGACCAUCAUCCUAUCGAUACCCAUAUCAUUCGAUGUAGGUGGACGCGAUAGUGGGCUGGCUUAUAGUCUUUCCCUCUUUGGCUUCUAUCUGCUCUAUAGUUCCGCUAGAUUAGCUACACCCGAUAACUCGCGCGUACGUUGGGCCCUCACCAAGUUCCUGCAAACCUCCCAGUGGGUUGUGAUUCCGACACUUUUAAUAUGGUCUCUACACAACUUUGCCAUCGAUGCGAACAGCACCGACUGGGUAGCGAGGACGAUUGGGGGGCUGCGGGAUGGUCAGAAACACACCACCUGGUCUGAUUGGUUCUUCGGCAAUGGGGGUCUUGUAGAGUCGGUGGCCUUAGGUACUUGGGAUAAGACUUUGCGCUAUUCGAGUCCUGUAUUUCAGCUUGCCGAAGGGUUCUGUACGCUGUUGGUCAUCCAAGCUGCAGGCCGAAUUUCGAAAUGGCUUGUGAACAGGGGAAGAAGCGAUACUUGGGUUCUCAUUCUCUUAAUAUUGUCUGCUUCCACCAUCGCCAGCGCUGUCUACUUCCUCUGGAGAGUUGCCUUGUUUCCCAGUAUCAACAAUAUUGAUGCGACCCUUAUCGGCGUGGCAGUAACCUCGGCAGUUUUCUUAGCUGCCAUAGGAAUUGGCACCGGUCGUGGAAAUGCUGUUGAAUCAUCAUUAUUAUUUGCUUACGUGGUCCUAUGCAUUUACCAGAUAUUCACCGACUAUGUCCAGUCACCUGAAGCUCAGGCGGCAGCCGCCGAGCAAGCAGCCAACCAACCCGAGUUUCCCCCUCUACCACCCAUUAUCAUGGCAAGCUACUCGACUCUUUUGCAUCUGUUCAGCUUGUUGCCCUCAGCCGUGUACUCCUCACUCAGCUUCCUCUAUGCGGCAUUCCAAACCAUUGCACCCUCGGUUAUGAUCUCCCUGGUAUACCGACUCAUCGUGUUUUACUGUGCAACUCGGAUCAUUCCGGCGAUACGAGAAUCAGGUGCUGGAGCCUUUAUGCAAGAACCGUCCCUGGACGAUUCAGAUGACGCAAAUCGCGUCUUGGGUUUCCUCUCUUGGUUCUCGCCAUCGAUCCUCAUUGCCGUCUACACCAGUCUCCUAUUACAGCACUUCUCUGCUAGUGAUAGCGAGGAAGGCUGGACACUUCACCAUGGCGAUGCGGGAGGCAAUACUUGGCGGUGGGUCAAUGUUUCUGCUACCAUGUUUCUCUACGCCAUCGAGUUAUCCAUGGGCCACGAUGACGCGGAUAGCGGCUUAGGUGGGCAUUGGAAAACCGACUAG
Messenger RNA from Hypoxylon fragiforme, 1470 nucleotides. Its product is annotated as ICE2-domain-containing protein. Gene Ontology annotation, cellular component: cortical endoplasmic reticulum; endoplasmic reticulum membrane; perinuclear endoplasmic reticulum. NCBI's taxonomy places the organism in Eukaryota, Fungi, Ascomycota, Sordariomycetes, Xylariales, Hypoxylaceae. Bases 1 to 1470 code for a protein of 489 amino acids. Gene Ontology annotation, biological process: endoplasmic reticulum inheritance; septin ring assembly. The record is from RefSeq and is a predicted model, not a curated record. The transcript has 3 exons.